GCGCGUUAUUUAUGUGCGACAACGGCGAAAAGAUGGCGGCGGCCAUGGUGCAAAUGUCUUGUUUGUACCGUGGGAUGCUAGCGGUCAGGGCAACUGGAAUCCGACCGCUCAUCCCAGGCCUGGUGCCGUCGCAGUUUAGAGCAUUUUCUGUGAAGAAGAAGAAAGAGCCGGAACUGGAGGACAAUCCAUAUUAUAAUAAAUAUCAGGAAAAGAUCAGAAAGCUACAGAGUGCCAAACCUCAGGAGUUCAAUGCUCGGCUCGAGAAUCUAAAUGAAAUUAAACGGGAGCCACUCGGACACUCAAAACAAUCAGAGUUCGUCAAACUCAUGGAGCAGGAGUUGGAGAAGCGUGACAACCAGGCUGAUGGUUCAGGCAGAUUCACCAAAGACAAGACUCUAGGAUCUAUCCUGAACUUGGACUUGAUCCAGAAUAAGUCAGGAGAAGAAAUUGCAGAGCUUUGGAAGCAGUAUUAUGCCACAAAAGACACCAUAAGUGCUGUCAUACCAGCUCACGUUUUUGAAGUAAUUUUCAACAGAGCCAAGUGCAACCCUGUGUUCCUGUAUGCGUUACCCCAGAAGGAGGGCUAUGAAUUUUUCCUGGGGCAGUGGUCGGACCACGAGCUACAUUUCACGUCCCUCAUCAAUGUCCAGACCAUGGGAGAGCACGCCCCGAGUCAGUUGAUCCUCUACCACUAUUCUGACCUGCAGAAAGACAAGGGUGUAGUGCUCAUGACUGCCGAGAUGGACCCUAAGUUCAUGACGGUACAUCUAGCUCAGUGCUUGGCCAAUCAGGUGCAGCUGUUCUACGGAACCCAGCGGCAGGAGAUCUUCCGAUUGGUGGAGACCUUCAACCACAAACCAGCUGACUUCAAACACAUGGCAGUGAUCGCUGAGUUGGAACAGAGUGGCGUCAACCCUGCAUUCACCUCUGGGAACUAGAUCAAGAGUUGUCAGACUGUGAAAUGAUGCUCCAAUUCACCAAGGGAUUUGUACAUGGUCAUUCAUUUGGAGCCAAUCUUGCGUUUGCGAGAAUGACGUCUUUUGCUUGGCACUAAUGACCUGGUUGAGCAGAUGCGUCAGUCAAAAUGUAUGCUAAAUUCCCAGGCAUAGAUGAUGUAAUGAAUCAAUGUUAUUUAAUCAUAUCAAAGCCUUAAAUGUUCUUCCUCACCUCUCCCCUGUCCAUCUUACUGUUGCACUUAACAGUAGUCUCAUAUUCCUGUCUGAACCCAGUCUGCAACCCAUAAGGCUCUCUAGACCCUACGUAGUUCAUUACAUUUGACCAGAGGCCUAUGAUCCUUUGUCGAACGUAGUCCACUAUAAAUGGAAUAGGGUGCCAUUUGGGACUUAACCCCAGUGUUUGGUGUUUACCCUUCCAAAUAUGCUUCUUAUUUUUGUAUAGAAUAACGGCAGGAAUUUGGCUUUCAAAACAAUGCAGUGUACAAUGAGAUUGCGUACAUAAGUGUAUUUGUACAUAUAAGUACAUUGUAGAUUAACUGUAAUACAGAAAGAAUGGUUAGACAAUUUGUCUGUUUUCAUUUAUUAAACUGUUGCUACAUUAUUAUACAUAGUUGCAACUUGAGCGAUAUGGCUACAGUAUCAUUCACCUGUUGCACCCAUUUAUUUAGUGUCCUGAUAUAUUGUUGCAAUAAAUUCAAAAGGAAUAUUCAUAACAUGCAAAAUAGCAACCCUAGUUCAUACGGUAAUGAACAUGUAUAGAUGCUUUUCCAGUUGCAUGUGUACUUUGCUCAAUCAAUGUAAACAAAUGGUGAGGUGGUUUCGAGCUGCCUCUCGGACAACAGGCUAUAAAUAAAUGUAUAGCUACAUUUUUAUUGCUAUUUCAUGGAUGA
Molecule: messenger RNA, 1846 nt
Organism: Coregonus clupeaformis (lake whitefish)
Lineage: Eukaryota; Metazoa; Chordata; Actinopteri; Salmoniformes; Salmonidae
Product: ATP synthase mitochondrial F1 complex assembly factor 1-like
Exons: 9
Coding region: 12-938 (308 amino acids)
Biological process (GO): mitochondrial proton-transporting ATP synthase complex assembly
Cellular component (GO): mitochondrion
Source: RefSeq, a predicted model, not a curated record